UCCCGGCUUUGGGAGCUUCUGUCGCGGCCUCCUGGCUUGGGACGGGCGGGUUUGGGCAGCCGGGCCUGUGGGUGAGGGGAAGCCGCUGUCUGCGAUGGCAAGUGUGCUCUGUAACAGAGCAAGAUUGGUCACCUACCUCCCAGGGUUUUACUCCUUAGUCAAGAGAGUUGGAAAUCCCAGGGCUUUUUCUACAGCAGGUUCCUCGGGCUCAGAUGAGCCUCAUGUUGCUGCGACUCCUCCUGAUUUGUGUCCAAGAACUGUCUGGCCAGAUGAAGUAAUGGGUCCAUUUGGGCCUCAGGACCAGAGAUUCCAGUUACCUGGGAAUAUUGGGUUUGACUGUCACCUAAAUGGCACUGCUUCUCAGAAGAAGAACCAAGUUUCCAAAAACCUGCCUGAUAUAUUAGCAGAGCCUUCAGCAAGUGAAAGGCAUGAAUUUGUAAUGGCACAAUACAUCAAUGAAUUUCAGGGUGCUGAUGUUCCACAGAAACAGCAAAUAAACAAUGCUGAAACUUACUUUGAAAAUGCAAAGGUAGAAUGUGCAGUUCAAGCUUGUCCUGAGCUCUUAAGAAAAGACUUUGAGUCAAUGUUUCCUGAAGUGAAUGCCAACCCUCUGACAGUGUUAACUGUCACCCAGAAGACUGAACAUGAUAUGACUGUGUGGAGUCAAGAAGUGGAGGAUGAGAGGGAAAUGCUCUUAGAAAAUUUCAUUAAUGGUGCCAAGGAGAUCUGCUAUGCAAUUUGUUCUGAAGGCUACUGGGCUGACUUCAUUGAUCCCUCCUCAGGACUGGCAUUUUUUGGACCUUACACAAACAACCCCCUGUUUGAAACAGACGAGCGCUACCGCCACCUGGGCUUCUCUGUGGAUGACCUGGGCUGCUGCAAAGUGAUUCGACACAACAUCUGGGGUACCCAUGUGGUUGUGGGGAGCAUUUUCACCAACGCUGAGCCUGACAGCCCCAUCAUGAGGAAACUAAGUGGAAAUUAAGGGUUUUACCAGCCCCUUCCACCCUCUGCAUUCUGUUACUCUGAUGAUUCUCUCGAAGCGUUGUCAGGAAAUGCCACACCUUCAAAGUCUUCUUAGAUAAUAAAGUGGCUGGUAUUUAUUUUUAGUCUUUGUGAAUCUCUUCACCACAUGUGGCUUAGAAUAUUAAUUAACGUUCUAACCUUCAUGUGCCACAGGAGUUUUAAGCUGUGAGUGACUUUUAAGCCUGUACAUACCCACCUGCAUAUCCUCUGAACCAUUUUGUCUUUCAGUGUCUGGCAAAUCUGGGCUCUUAGCAUUGAAAAUCCUGAUGUCACUGAAGGGUCUAGGAAUUUUGCCACUUCCUGGAAUAAGUAAGUGGCAAAAAAAAGUGGAACAAUGAAAUUGUUCUCCCAGAAUAGAGGACUUAAUAAAACCAGCAGAAGAUAAUGCUGGGACUAAUCACUCAUUUGCUAUUCUAAACUGAGAAUAAUGAGAAACUUUUAGUGGUCUCUUAAGGACAGGCAAUACUUCAGCAGGGAAGGGUUUGCUUGAUUGGUUCAUCCAGAGACUCAGUAAAAAUUCCUAAGUUACUCUAGAAUUAUCCAUCUCAUAAGGUGCUUUUCUUUUCAUGUUGCUUGGGAUUUUAUUUCCUCAGUGUUAGCUAAAUAUAUUUAAUUAGUCUGUAAAUGUAAAUGUAAUUUAAAGUUCCUUUUGUAACUUUCUUAGGUCAUUAAAUACAUUGUGGAAA
This is a messenger RNA of Calypte anna (Anna's hummingbird), 1712 nucleotides long. RefSeq names its product metabolism of cobalamin associated D (gene MMADHC). The record is from RefSeq and is a predicted model, not a curated record. The transcript is spliced from 8 exons. Gene Ontology annotation, biological process: cobalamin metabolic process. Gene Ontology annotation, cellular component: mitochondrion. Bases 95 to 985 code for a protein of 296 amino acids. Lineage: Eukaryota; Metazoa; Chordata; Aves; Apodiformes; Trochilidae.